Molecule: messenger RNA, 4918 nt
Organism: Penaeus chinensis
Lineage: Eukaryota; Metazoa; Arthropoda; Malacostraca; Decapoda; Penaeidae
Product: metalloprotease TIKI1-like
Exons: 11
Coding region: 1-1491 (496 amino acids)
Biological process (GO): negative regulation of Wnt signaling pathway
Cellular component (GO): membrane
Molecular function (GO): metalloendopeptidase activity
Source: RefSeq, a predicted model, not a curated record
AUGGCCUUGCGUGAGGGUUUCGUGUCUAAGGGCAGCGAGGACGGCUCCUUCCUGUGGAUGGUGAAGCGCGACCCGCCCUCCUACUUCUUCGGCACCAUCCACGUGCCGUACACGCGCGUGUGGGAGCACAUCCCCAACAACACCAAGCGCGCCUUCCACCUCAGCGACAACGUGUUCUUCGAGCUCGACCUCACCGACCCCUACACCAUCUCCGCCCUCACCACCUGCCAGCUCCUGCCGCAGGGGGAGAACCUCUCCGACGUGCUUCCCGGAGAGCUGUACACCCGCCUGAAGCGUCACCUCGCGUACGUCAAGUCCCAGAUGCCUCGCUGGAUGACGCCGGACCAGCGCGGACGAGGACUGUACGCUGACUACCUCUUCAAUGCCAUCACUGGCAACUGGGAGAGGAAGCGCCCCGUGUGGGUGAUGCUGAUGGUCAACUCCCUGACGGAGAGUGACAUCCGGAGCCGAGGAGUGCCUGUGCUUGACCUGUACCUGGCGCAGGAGGCGGAGCGACUCACGAAGCAGACGGGGGCGGUGGAGAAGGUGGAGGAACAGUGCGUCCCUCUCAACGGGCUAAACUUCUCGCAGGUGGUGUUCGCCCUCAACCACACGUUGUCGCAACAGGAGAUCUUGCGCGCCGGAGAUGGUCGCUUGACCUUCACCACAGAUGACCUCAUACGCCACUAUAACUGCGGUGACCUCGAUGCUGUGAUCUUCUCUCAGGACACCACACAGGUAGUCCCCCACCUCGGCAACUCGUCCCUGCCCCCUGUCGACGCCGCCACGGCCACGCACAUCGACGAGUACUUCCGGGAGGAGCUCAUCUACCGCCGCAACCAGCGCAUGGGCGAGCGCGUCGUCGAGAUCCUCAAGGCCAACCCCGACCAGAGCUUCUUCUUCGCCUUCGGGGCCGGUCACUUCCUGGGGAACCACACGGUGCUCGACGUGGUUCGCGCCAGCGGAAUGCCGGUCCUGCACGUGUCGCCCGAGAUGCGCCUCAAGAGACACAAGCGCCGGAAGGGCCACAGGGGGGGGAUAGUGCCAGAGCCAUCCGUGCUGAAGGAUUUCCUCACCUCCAAUACUCUCGACGCCGAGCACCAACACGACCCCGCUUUCGCCAAGUUCCUCUCUGAGCAAGCAGCCGGGGGCGGGGCCAGAAGACAUAGGGGACCGCCCACAACCAGCGAGCCCUCGAGAAAACACGCCCAUUUCAAUGACCUCUGGGUCAGAAUAGAUCCAGAGCCGCUAGGGCCGAACGACCCCGCUUCCCCGAACUCGGAGGGCACCACCAGCGUGCCCGUCGACUCCCGCGACGCCCAGCUGGUGCGGGAGUCCCUCCGGAUAUGGUAUGGCCUCCCCUCCGACGACGACAACAGCAGCGGCGCCCGUGCCCCAACGCCCGUCCUCCUGUUGUUGGGGGUGCUCCUGGCCCUCCUCGCCUGCUGCUGGAGGACCUCCUUGCACUCGGGGCAGACGAUCAUGAGGUGAUUGCGAGGCGACCGCGACGCUUAACCAAACCUCAGCCACGUAACUAACAAUCCUCCACAUAAAGGGGUUUCGAAUCCCCCUUGCGCGUACACAAGAGCGUGCUCCACAGCGGUUCAUCGGGCGUUUGAAUCCCAUUAAUAGGAAGUUUGUUAGUUACCAACCUCACUCAGCCAUCCAAGGUAACCGACCAGUCUUCUCCGGCCUGUACAGCAGCAUAAUCUGAAGCCAUCCAGCCUGCCGACCCAAGUUCAGCCUGCAGUCGAUCACCAAUAGAGAAAGAGCGAGGGAGAGAGAAGAAAAGACGCGAGGAAGAGAGAUAGAAGAGAAGAGAAAGGAAAGAGAGAUAUGGAUACUGAAAGGGAGAAAGUGAGAGAGAAAGAGAGAGAGCGCGAAAGAGAGAGAGGUACAGAUAGACAGAUAGGGAAGAAAGAUAAAGAGAGAUAAAGAAAGAGAGAUGAAGAACGAGGCAGAGAAAAUAAAAACCUAAAACACAAAGAAAGCAGAGACUUGAACACCGAGCCAUAGAUUGUAUUCUCAGGAGCUCACGACUAUAACGAAUAAUAUUUACGCGAAGGAAUCAAACGCUCGCCCGCUAUGCAUCGCUUGGUGUUCAGUAUUCUGUCAAGGCAUUUAGGGCUUUAUGGUCUCGUCGCAUAAGUGUUGGAAUUGUGUGACUUUUAAUCGGCAUUGUAGGUGAGACGAUUUCAUGUAUUUUUUUUUCAAAACGUAGAUUUGUGAUUUAAAGUAUAAGUUAUUCGAUAAAUUAUUAAUAAAUUAUAAAGUAAAUGUUAAAGUAGUCGGAUACGUACCGAAGUUAAUGAAGUAUUAAUAGGAGGAUAAAUACGGUAGAAAAAAAAAAAAAUCCGAAAUUUCACACGUCCGUAGAUAUAAAAAAAAAAUUUACAAGUCAUUUGUCUUGAUCGUUUUCUGUGAACGAUAUUUCGAAAGAUGCAGAUAUGGUAUUUUAAUAUUGGUGUUUUAUUUUAUUGUUUUUUUUUUUCCUUCUUAAUCUUUCCUUUGCGCAUACACUUUUAGAUAUAUCUAUAGUUUUAGUGUAAACAAAGGCAGAAUAUUAUAUUCUUGCGAUAGCAGUGUAAUUCUUUGAUUCGUCCGUUGAGAAUCGAUUCUUACAUGAAUGAUAAUAAUCUUCAGUAUCCUAAGAUCAGGAGGACUUUGACUAUUAUUAAAUCAUCAUGAUUUUUUUUCGACCAUAGUGUAAUGUGAUUUGUAGAAGCAUCAUCUUGUUGAUAACUUAUUACUUUUCAGACAUUUCAUUGUGAUAUUGGUGCCGAUGCGUCAGAAAUACGAACAUUUUUUUUUAUAUAUAUGUAAGUCAGCAAUCGUCUUUUUUUUCCUAUUUUGCGGUAUAAGGUCGUCGGUUUAUCACGUAAUACGAGACAGAUGCUUUAUAUUUUAUAUGAUUCUGUCACGGUGUCAUGACGCAAAACGUAUUUAAAAUUAGCUGUAUGACAAUCUUGAAUCUUGAAGUCCUUCCGAAGACAAGUACAGUUGCUACAAUUCUGUUCUUUAAAUUCUUGUACCUCGACAUCUGCUCUCUCUUUCGUUCAUGGACUUAGAGUUUGAAAAAAAAAAAAAAUAGAAUGAAAACAUGAAUAGAAACACUAAAGAAAGAAAGAAAGAAAAAUGAAUGAAAAUAAGGGUAGAAAUACUGAAGAAACAGACCAUCACCGUAACUCACUUCACAGACACGUGUGGUGUGUAAUUCCUCAUUCCAGCCUUGUGUAUCCAGUGCACCGUAAACUCCGUCUCGCAAUGUACAGGGGUUAGUUGCAAGAAACAAAUGCAUAUAAGAGGUAUUUUACUUUUGAUGCCGAUUACGUCUACUGUGUGUCAAAAGGAUCAGAGUGUGUAUAUUUAUGUAGAAUUAUCAUUAUAUGGAUAGUUCGUAAGGAUUCUUCCGUCGUCAAGGUUUAGUACGUACUGUUUAUUAUAAAAUGUAAAUAUUAUAGUUUUAUCGGCGAAUUCGAUGUCUGCAGGUGGUUACAUGCACGUUGUAAUCGAUGCAAGGGUGGGUGUUCAUUACUUGCAUUGGAGGUGUAUCAUAAACUAGAAUGGUAUUGUACUAAGAAGCGUGUCGUUUUGCAUGAAUUAAGCCAUAGUCAUUCGUGUGCCAUAUAGAGGAGAAAUCGGCUGAUGUUGUAAAGGAAUACUCACUGAACUAAAAACAAAGUGUUGUUACUGGGUUUGAAAUUUUGUACUGCAGGUCCAAGGAGUCAUCAUGAUUGUAUGUGGAGGAAAGUUAGUGAAAUGAAACCGUUUUCUUUUCGAGGAAAUAGCACGAAAUUGUUAGUUUGUAUUCUUAGUGAAACUUGUACUGUGAGUUUGAUGCUUUAACGAAGUCAUUCAUUAAUUGAAGUAAUUAUCAAUUUAGCGUUGUUAACUGCCAGUUCGAUUUGAUGAAAUUUAGUCUGGCGUAGAAGACAAAUUUAGUUAUCAGGAAGAAAUGGGUGUUUUCUGCUUUCAUACUUUGGCAACAUUUUUUAAUGUAACAUGUUUUUGAAAAUGUUCCUUGUUCGUGUGACUUUAAUUGCAGAUGCUGAUUUUAGGUGGUCUUAGAAAAUGUCAGCCUUUGAUGUGAACACUAAUAUUUUGUACUGUAGUGUAGAAGUUAAAACAUUUAUACAAGAUAAACGAAACUGCAGUCAGUAUUAUUUCUUCAUAAACCAUACGACUCACUGGAACAGACAAUCAAAUGCAGUUGUUUCAGCAGAGUCUCGUUGCCACUAUAGUGUUCAAAAAGGGAGCCUGCAAGUUUUGAAAAACUCGCGACCUAUUGAAGCGUUGAAAAGAAGCUCAUUUUAACGACAUGACUCAUCAGAUACCUCUUCGGUAUAAGAUUGUUCUCUGUCUGUGCCACAGGUGCUCAGUGCUAGCGCGAAAACCUAUGUAGAUUUACAUGUUUGUUUAUUAACCUACAGUUGUACAGUCCCCUCCCCCUUUUCCGUUGUUUAUGCAAGACUUUUGCACACGUUUCCCAUUUAUAACUAACUGCCAACGGAGUGAAGAAAUUAUAACUUGCACGUAAUGUUUAGUGACGUGUUUCAUUAUUUUAAUUAUCAACGUAAAGCUGUACAGAAAUACAGGUGUGUUUUAUGUUGAUAUCUACCUGAUGUGGAUGUAGUUAGAGGUAGGCAGAUAGGACAAUGGGUGCAGAACGUAUGUAUACUUUUUUAUGUUGCCCCAUAUUGGGGAUGUCACAUUGGGCUCCAUCGCUAUAUACCUCAGAAUGUAGGGGUCAUUUUGAGUACCCAUAAUGUAUACACUAGUUUCAUAUACUGUAACUAAUAUUAUUUACUUAUAAAUGAUUAUUUCCCAGGACACAUACACACACACACACACACACACACACACACACACACACACACACACACACACACACACACACACACACACACACACACACACA